CAUUUUAAGGAAGUUUGAGUAGCUUAACGGAUAAAUGUGGUUUACUUAUAGUGGUGUUUAAAAACAAAGUGGUAUUCUUAAGAUUUAUCAGUGUUGGCUAAGAAGCAAAGCUAACAGAUGGUUGUUAGGAUAAUCUGUUGAUGGAAAUAUGUCUGUUUCUCCUCAUUCUCUGAAUACCGGGUGUGUUUAAUGGAAAUCCGUCUGUCGUCAGGUGUCGCCAUGUCAAAGCAACCGCUCGGAAAGACGUUGCUGAGGAACGUCAUCCGACACACAGAUGCUCACAAUAAGAUCCAAGAGGAGACAGAGAUGUGGAAGAUGCGAGGCUGGGAGAUCCAGAUGUCAGACCACAAACAAAACACAGACACUGGGAGGGGACGUAUGCAUUGUGAUCGAGUGCCGGAUCAAUCCAGAAACAUGAGUGCUGGCAGAGAGCGAGUGUCGGAGCAUGACGACAGAGACGCUCGCUACUGGACGCGCAAACUCUAUGAAUUUGAGGCCACUGAUCCUGACAGAUGGGGACAUAGUGGCUUCAAGGAGCUUUAUCCUGAGGAGUUUGACAGUGACAGUGACAGCAGUGCUACCAUUAAGAAGACCGGGCACCGCAAAGUGAAGAAGUCCAAGUCUGACACAGAAGCGUGCCUGUCAAAACGAUCCAAAAAAUCCUCCCGAAAGAAGAAAAAGAAGAAGAAAGCCAAGGAUGGAAAGAGAAAAAAAGAUAAUUCUUCUAGCAGCGACAGUGGUACAGACGACAGAAGUGACACAAAAGACAAGCGGAGAAAAAAAAAAAGAACCAAAAGUCAACGCAAAGACAAAAGUGUGAAAACUCAAAGAGAUGAGGACAGAAACUCAGGAGACAGCCGUAGCCAUGAAAAAAAGGAGGGAAGGACUAACGGUCGCAAAAAGCGAAAACGGGAUUGCCUCAAGGAUUCAGAUUCAGGAUUGGACUCCAAGAAGAAGAGAAGGAAAAACUGGAGGGCAGCAGGCGAGGAAAGCUCAGGUGGAAGUUCUACUGACUGAGAUGUACAGCUAAUAGCCACAGAUGCCGCUGCAGAUUAUUGGUUCACCUUAGCUUCCGAGAGAGGUCUUCACUGACAGACUGGUGUUGUUGGUCCUUUCUGUGUUUGCUUUUAGAGGAAGUAAUGCUUCCCCUCAGCAGCUCACACAGCAGGCUAUGUGAAAACUAGUGGAGAGCUUUCCUACAGGAACCCUGGAAGCUGGAGCUGCAUUGAUCCAGGCUUUCCUCCUCAGACCUCAGUCCUAAAAUGACCACUUUUAAAUUUUUUUUAUAUUUAAUAGAUCCAUCAAGUGUGAUGGCUUUUGCAUGUUUUUCUACCGUUUUCUUUAGGUUUAUACAUUUAUUGUGAAAAGAUUGCCAUGCCUAGUUUUUAAAUGACCUAGUCUGAUUUUUGUAAAGAGAACUCCAGAUGUGAUGUUCCUUUUUAAUCAUACAUUUUUGAAGUAUGACAAAAAAUUUUUUAUUUACAAGUGUUUUAAAGAAACCCACGAUAAGUGUAAAGAGACAUCACUGUAAUAAAAAAGAACAAUAAUAAAGUUAAAAAAAAAACAUAGAAAUUCAGUAAAAGCACAGCCUGUAUAUGUCUAAAACAUUAAAUGGAGUUGAAGGUGGUUUGGGAAGGUUUUAUACCAAAGAUGUCCGAUUAAAGAGUAUUUAGCAGAUAAAGGGCAGAAUGGCUGAUAGCUUUACUGUAGUCUGAGUAAUUAGAGCAGCAAAGGAGGUUUUGGUCAUAAUCGCAGAUGUUGAACCAGCUCAGAUGUUUGUAGUACGAAAGACAAACUGGAAUAUUAAAUAUAAAAGGAUAAGAAGCUGACUGAAGUUUAUUUUGUACCUAUGAGAACUCUGCUUUAUUGCUGUUUAUUUUGAAGAAUGCUAAAGAAGACCCAUUGAAACAAAAUAUUUGGAGGUGGGUGGCAUCCACAUUGUUAGGGGUCGGUAAUUCAUUAAUGUAAGAGUCCCUAAAGAAAGGAGGUAAAUGAACAAAGACAACCUUAAA
Molecule: messenger RNA, 2012 nt
Organism: Cyprinodon tularosa
Lineage: Eukaryota; Metazoa; Chordata; Actinopteri; Cyprinodontiformes; Cyprinodontidae
Gene: nkapd1
Product: NKAP domain containing 1
Exons: 5
Coding region: 190-1017 (275 amino acids)
Source: RefSeq, a predicted model, not a curated record